This is a messenger RNA of Mytilus californianus (California mussel), 3102 nucleotides long. RefSeq lists its product as uncharacterized. The record is from RefSeq and is a predicted model, not a curated record. The transcript is spliced from 8 exons. Bases 143 to 2113 code for a protein of 656 amino acids. Gene Ontology annotation, cellular component: membrane. NCBI's taxonomy places the organism in Eukaryota, Metazoa, Mollusca, Bivalvia, Mytilida, Mytilidae.
CAGUUUUGAAAAAAAAUCGUUGUGCAAUUGGUACCAAGGGUCAGAAGAUGAUUUUAACUGGACACAUAACUCUGGAAAGACCCUUUCGUGGAAUACAGGACCUUUGUCGGAUCAUACGACGAACUCAGAUUAUGGUUUCUAUAUGUAUAUUGAAGCAAAUGGUAAAAGUAGAAACGAUAAAGCACAACUUAUAAGUAAACCAAUCGUUCGUAAACAAAGUCAGUGCUUACGUUUUUGGUAUCAUAUGUAUGGUGAUCAAAUUGGAACUUUAAAUGUGUAUCAGAAACUGAAAAAGUCGAUGGAUAACAUUUGGACGAUAACGGGUAAUCAGGACAAACAAUGGAACCAGGCUAAUGUAGAUCUACAUCCAUACGAAUAUUAUCAAAUUGUAAUUGAAGGAAAAUUAAAAGAUCCUAAUUUCCGCCCAAGAGGAUAUAUAGCUAUUGAUGAUAUUUAUGUUGAAGAGGGACAUUGUACAGAACGCAGUAAAAUAAUAUGCACUUUUGAGCAACUUAGCACGUGUGGUCUGAGUAAUGCAUUAUACGACUACGAAUACUAUUUUUCCUGGAAUAUUGUACAGGGCGAUACCACAAGCAUUGGACCCAAUGAUGAUCAUACAACUGCAUCAGCAAAAGGAUCCUUUUUUCAUCUUGAAUCUGAAAGUUCUGGUACAGGGCGAUUAGAGAGUGAGCCGAUUGAAUUAACAGGACCUAUAUGCUUAACUUUCUGGUAUUAUAUGAUUGGUAACACUUGGAAUAAUCUUACGUUAUACACGACGUCUGAUGUCAAGUUCAGAAACAUCCUAUCUAUCUAUGGCGAUUCAGGAGAUAAAUGGAAGGAAAAGACGGUUUCUAUUGAUAUAGCAUAUAAUGAUAUCAUUGUCAUUGAAGGUUAUUUGAAACAACGUGGCAGUAUUUCAUUCGAUGAUAUUUCCCUGUCACAGGGUUCUUGCAUUGAGGAUAAAGCAUUCAAUCAAACGUGUUUAAACAUCUAUCAACAAAACGAAAUAGAGAAAUGUGCGACAUUUUACUUGCAAAAUGAAAGUUUAGAUGUAACAUUGUACCCAUCUUUUACAAAUUCAAAUAAUGGAAAGGAGUGCAUUGGUAUGGAAAAUGAAAUUGUACCGAACUUAGCUCAUGUUUGCAGAACAACGUAUUUGUACAGCAACUGCAAGUUUGAUUUAACGUCACUAAUUUGGAAUUACAAUUAUGAAUGUUUUACUUUCAAAAAGAAGAUAUUAAUCACAUAUCUAUGUACAGAUGAGAAAACGACUACAGUCUCGUCAUAUAGUACCACAGGAGAUUCAAGUGCAGGUUUAGUUGUAGGCUUGGUUAUUGGUGGUUUAUUACUAGCAUGUGCUGUUAUUUUUAUUGUUGUUCUAUUAAGAAGGCAUACAUUAAAGAGCAAACCCAGAGAAAAAUUGAAAAACAAUCUCGGCGGAAAAGACUAUAUUGGGAGUCAAGAUAUAGCUUUACCACAAACAGUGAGUCAUUCCAGCCAUAUGCAAAAUGAUGGCACAUAUGACCAACUUGAAAGUACAAAUACUAGUGUCAAUGGUUACGAAAGUACUCAGAUCAAUAAUGUUCAACACAAAUACAACAACGUCAGUGCAGCCGAUGGUUAUGUAUAUAAAGAAGGAGUUCAGAGAUCUACAAAUGCAGUCCGUCGGGAUAAAACAUUUGCAGACAAUCACAUGUCAAAUGACGAUGAAUAUGCAAUCGUUGAUCCUACAGCUGAAACAAGUUUUAAUGGGAAUAUAGACAACAAGACUGCAACAGCAGACAGUUAUAUGGUAUUGGAUCCAAAGGCCACAGAUUGGAAUAGUACAACGUUUUCUAAUACUCAUACAGAUUAUGAGUUUGCAAAGCCUGUUAGGGAUACUGGGAACAAAAUUGCCGAUGAUGAUCAAUAUGAUUUAUCUAAUGAUGGAGCCUACGAUCAUUCAGGAGAUAAUCGUCAUAAGGAACCAAAGGAUAAUAUUUAUAACCAUGCCGUGGAUACUGUUUACGAUUCCGGAAGUUACAAAAGAAAUACCGAAGAGAGAGAAGACACAUAUGAUCAUUGUAUUGGACAAAAAACUGAAGAUGAUUAUGAUAUCUCAUCAACGACUUGAACUCAUGCAAAAUACAAGUAGCAUAUAAAUUCUGCAUUCAAAUUUAUUCGAACAUAAUUUCAUUUACUUAAAAACUUAUACAAAAUGCUUAUAUUCUAAUACAGCAAUACAGAUAAUUUUGUUAUUAAAUUUAAUGGUAAUUGAUGUAUAUAAUGAUCAUGAAAUAUACAUGUAUAUAGGUGUUUAAUACUAUAAGAAUAAGGAUGUAUGGUACGAUUGCAAAUGAGACAGACAAACAUCCUCCAGACACCAAAUGGCGAGGAUGUCAACAACUUACAGUCUACAUAUGUGUAUAUAUCAACAUUUUUGCAAUAUUAAAAGGAUAGCCACUGUUCAAAUUUAUUUGGAACGUAAUUUCAUUUUACUUAAAAACUUAUACUAAUGGCAUAUAUUCUAAUAUAGCAAUACAGAGUUUUUUUAUUAGAUUUAAUGGUAAUAAUUGAAGAUAAUGAUCAUGGAAUCGACAUGUAUUUAGAUGUUUAAUACUAUAAGAAUGAGGAGAUAAGGUACGAUAGCGAAUGAAACAAAUAUCUUCCAUACACCAAACAGCGAGGGUGUCAACAACUUACAGUCUACAUAAGUUGCAAUAUGAAAAGGAUAGCCACUACUUUUCUGCAUUCAUUUUAAUGUAUCACAGAAAGCUUGGUGAUAACUGCCUACGAAAAAGGAAACAUAAGUUAUUAUACAAAAAAGUCAUGCAUUUGAUAAAGAUAAAUGCCAGACAAAUAUUUGUCCAUAUCGUUGACACGUUCAUAUCUUAUCUCCCUUAUUUAUAGUUACCACGUCGUGCGUUUAUUUUAAACCCUAAAUAAAAAUAAUGCUUAAUUAAACAUUGAAAAAGAACGGGGUUUUAUUUGCUUCAUAGAGUACAAUUACUAAUAUUCGUUGUUGACUUGAGCUUUACAUUUUCUACUUACAUAAUUAUAUUCUUUUUUGUAUUUUUAUUACAUCUUGUUUUAUUGAGUUGAAUAAAAGCCUUGUUUAAACUU